AGAACGAUCGUAUUUACAUUGAUGAAUUGCUUGUUUUUUAAUUUUAAAUUUUAAUUUACACAUUUAUCGAGCCCAGAAGCGGAAGUAAAUUAGUUUUCACUCGACUGAAACAGAUCAAAUUGUCUCGAGAUCGGGAAUAGUUAUAGCUUGCAAUACCAGUUAAAGCGCUACUCAGGUCUGGUAUGACAAGAGCUGUGUACUUACAUCGAUACACAUACAAACUAUAUGUACAUGUAAAACUUUGGAUUAGAAGUGUUUGUUCUCGGCGAAUUCUUUAUUCAAUAGUACGGCUGUGUAUUACACUAUAGCGCGAAACGAGGUCCCUGUUAAGACUAGUAAGUUGGAGAGUUUGUAUUGUGUGUACACAUUGAACUCUAAGUCGAGAUGCGUUAAUUAUGCGUCAAUAAUACAUUAUAAUUGGUUAUACUCUACACUUGCGUACAUAAUACAUGAAAUGGGAGAAGUUACGGCCUGGUAACAGCCUGAACCUGCCUUGCUACACCACUGUGCAGAGGAUUACAUAUCUACAUAUACGACAGUGUCAAAUACCAAUAGCAUUUGUUUACAUGGUGCUUUGUCUGAUGAGAACACAUGUUUAUACACCUAGUUGUACCUGCCUAGCGGGUGUUUUUUUUUUUAUCAUACCACAGAUACGCACAACAUCGUUUGCUGUCCGACGCUCGUCCGACGGCUGCCAUUCCGGAUACAUCGUUGAUCCACUAAUGUCCGGUACGGAAAAAUGGGUGGUGCUGAUAUCCGGAUUCCUAACUAUAUUUCUGGGUACCAGUCUGGGAUACUCUUGUGGGGUAAUUCAUGUCGCCCUUCUGGAGAAGUACAACAGGUCGUCCCUCCUGACGGCCUGGCUCGGCUCACUCUUCAGCAGUGUGUUCUGUCUCGGAGCUCCUUUCGGAAGUGCUCUUGUGAACAGCUUCAGUUGCCGCGCAUGCGUGAUCAUCGGCGGAAGUCUGAACAUGAUUGGAUUUGCCUUAGCAUGCUUUGUUCCGAAAUUCGAAUUUUUAUUUUUCUCAUACGGAACUCUUGCAGGUCUGGGCCAGUCUCUUUCUAACAUUGGCGCCGUCGUGUCCAUUGGCUACUACUUUCAGAGGCAGCGUACACUAGCCACAGCCGCCAUUUUGGUAGGGACUGGACUUGGAAUAGUUAUAUUCCCGCCACUUAUUCGGAUCUUUCUGGAUCAAUACGGACUUGACGGGACAUUCCUUAUGCUCGGGGGUAUAUCAUUCCAGACAUGCGUGUUUGGAGCGUUUUUGCGACCACACAAGGCGGAGAUCAAGCGACAGCAGACUAUGUCGUCACAAGCUGGUAUUUGUCAACUUUUCAAACUUACACAUGUAUGUUCUUCUAUGAAAGAUCAUCUUAAUUUAUUUAACAAUACAGGGUUUAUUUUCAUGUGCCUUAGUAUAUUAUGUUGGAGUUCCGGUAUAAACAGUUGUACACUUCUACUUCCGGAUUUUUAUGUGUCGACUGGAUCAACUCCUACCGAAGCCGCCUACCUCAUGUCCUUAUAUGGUAUCGGAAAUACAAUGUCAAGGCUAUUAACUGGAUUGGCAGCAGUCGAGGGAGGGAUUGACGGAAAGAUAAUCUAUUUCGGAUCCUGGGGUAUUGUGGGGGUUCUGACGUUCUGCUUUCCCGCCACGGGGAAUGUGUUUGUAGGGAAAGUGAUAUACACUGUGCUGCUAGGGUUGUACUCGGGCGGGACAUUCGUACUCCUCAGUCAGAUAGCGGUGGACAUCAUGGGGCUUGACCGUUUCGCUAGUGCUGUCGGCAUGGAACUGUUCGUGUGUGGUAUUGGAUUUCUUGUCGGUCCAGUAAUUGCAAGUAGAAUAAUGAACGUUGCAGGAUAUCACAACGUGUUUAUGUUUCUAGGUUGUCUGUUUGUCUUGGCGUCCGUGCUAGGUGCAGUGACGAUACUCUUUAUACCAAAAGACAUACAGAAAACACACAAAGAAGUGAUGUCAAAAACAACAGAAGCUAGUCCAGAGGAAAAGCAGUCUAUGGUCGACCCAGUAUAGAACGCCAUGCUACUAGCAAUUUUAUGUAAUACUCUGCUACGCAUCUGUUUUUGUUGAUUUGAAAUGUUAUUUAUAAGUUGUUUUUUACAUUAAAUUAUGAAUGAAACAUGAAAUUUAUUUAAUAAAAUGCAGAGCGCGUAAGUGAGCGUAAGCCCUGGAGUAUCGAGGCUGGCCACGGUUGUGCAAUUUCUUCAGACGAAGGACUGUCUGGUAGGUCAACCUGAAUAAGUAGUUUUAAAAUUUGUAUAUUUCAUUCCUGUGCGUAUGUGAUUUUGCAUUACGUCAUAUGUACAGGUAUAUAAAGUACGUGCCGGAAGUCUUUCGCUUUAUGUUAAUUUUCCAUUGGAUUCUAUGAUAAUCAACUUUUUCCCUUAAAAAAAUAAUUGUAACUUUGUUGACUUUGACAUCAAAUUUUGAUAAAACUUUAGACCCUAAUGCAUACAUUAUUUAGUGUUUCUAGACCCCCUUUUACGAUACACCUGCAGGAUAUACAGCAGGGACCACAUUCAUAAAACCGUUCUUAUGUUCAAGCAUGCUUUUUUUUGCUCAAGCCAAACAUUUCUUGUUUACGUUUUAAACUAAUAAACAAGUAUUAUUGCGUCAAUGAUUUGGAAAAAUAUUGAAGAGACUUAAGGCAAAAUACUGUUUUUAAUGUUUACAUUUGACUUUUUGAUCAUUUGACAUGAAUUAAGCGAGUUUCAAGAAUUCAAAAUUCAACAAAAUCCAUGCUUGAGCAUGAGAACGAUUUCUUGAAUACGAACCUAGGUCUAUUCUUGAUUUAUUUCUUCAAUGUCACCGUAAUAGAAGAAAAGGAAGAGAUCAUCCCCGAUUCUGCAAGAGGGAGCACAUUAGUCGCCUCUUAUUAUCAGGCAGUGGAAUACAGCAGGCCUAUUCUUUCCCCGACCUGCACGGGUUUUUAUGUAAUUAAUGAUUACACUAUAUAAAUGUUACAAAUUGAAGCGCUAGCUUAGUCUCUGGUUGUGUGCCAUUUUAUCAAUUUUCGACAAAACAAAAGCCAGGACUAGACCAGAAAACGACAUUAACUUUAUUCAAUAGCAAAUACAACAUGGGAGACUAAAUGGCACAUCUCUUUGUGUGUGAAAGGAAGAUCUAAUAGUAAGUACCCACAUGUAUAUUAAGUAUCAUAAUACCCCUAGAGAAGGCGAUUGUGAAAAGAAUACUACCCAUUGGAUGUAGUAAGAGGCAACUAACGUGGGAGCCUCCUGCUGAAAAGGAAUUGCGUUUGUGCCCUCUACUCGGGAAUAAUAAAUCUGCUGCACCCAUUGCAAUAUUUCGUGUUUUUUUUUAUAUCUCUCUACUUCUAAAUACCUUUUACUUCGUAGUGCCUGCUUGACGAUUCCUCAU
This is a messenger RNA of Mizuhopecten yessoensis (Yesso scallop), 3395 nucleotides long. RefSeq names its product monocarboxylate transporter 12-like. The record is from RefSeq and is a predicted model, not a curated record. NCBI's taxonomy places the organism in Eukaryota, Metazoa, Mollusca, Bivalvia, Pectinida, Pectinidae. The transcript has 5 exons. Gene Ontology annotation, biological process: transmembrane transport; monocarboxylic acid transport. Bases 450 to 2030 code for a protein of 526 amino acids. Gene Ontology annotation, molecular function: monocarboxylic acid transmembrane transporter activity.